This is a messenger RNA of Tremella mesenterica DSM 1558, 555 nucleotides long. RefSeq lists its product as uncharacterized. The coding region runs from base 1 to 555 and encodes 184 amino acids. Lineage: Eukaryota; Fungi; Basidiomycota; Tremellomycetes; Tremellales; Tremellaceae. The record is from RefSeq and is a predicted model, not a curated record. The transcript has 3 exons.
AUGGAAUCAGAUGAAAGAGCAGAGAGAAUGUCCGACAGAUCAGAUGAGCUCUUUUCUGACACAGGGGUUGACGGAAUGGAAUCUAGUCCUGGGGAGGAGGACCUUGAGGUACAGGCAGAAGUUAAAUUGCACAGAGGGUCUUUGGUCUGGGAACGCUGUAGGGAAUCAUUUGGUUGUGGUUCGUCCGGUUGGACCCACAAGCAACAAUCGAGGUUAAAUUGUCUACCUGGGCUUCCUGAUGUGUGGGAGAAGCUGCAGUUGAGCGAGAAGCUGAGACACCCGUCAUCGACUUGGGCGAGGUCCCAAAUCGGGUGCGAUAAGGAAGCUGGUUUGGCUUCUGUUAGGGACCCCGCCGGAGACGGACCCCUCCGGAGUGGCACAGUUCCAAGUACCCCUCUUAGACCCACUCAGAGAAUCGUACCGCUCUGGAGGUGUCCAGACCCACCCAGAGUAAUUACUGCUCAACCGGACCACAAGAUUUUUGAUGCUAGUCCUGCAAAAGUAUUGCUUGCCCCAAUGAUGACCUGGUUGACCAUCCCUUCCCAUGUGUGGUAG